Molecule: messenger RNA, 1503 nt
Organism: Brassica napus (rape)
Lineage: Eukaryota; Viridiplantae; Streptophyta; Magnoliopsida; Brassicales; Brassicaceae
Product: heat stress transcription factor A-4c
Exons: 3
Coding region: 341-1363 (340 amino acids)
Biological process (GO): regulation of transcription by RNA polymerase II
Cellular component (GO): nucleus
Molecular function (GO): DNA-binding transcription factor activity; RNA polymerase II cis-regulatory region sequence-specific DNA binding
Source: RefSeq, a predicted model, not a curated record
AAAAAGACCACCAAACCCGUGGAGUUGUUGUGUUGCCAUUUCAUACCUUUGGUAGGAGGCCAAAGCCAUAGCCGAAGCCUCUCUAAUCCUCAAACCCACCCCUUUUGCUUUACGUUCUUCUCUCUUCGAUAAUUCGAUUCCUUUAGUCUCACGGGCGAUCCCUGCUUGAUCUUCAAUCAAUCUCUCUGCUUCGAAUAUUCUUUUUUGUUUUCCGAUCUGCGCCCGUCGGGAUCGGCCUAGUCUUCUCCAGUCAUCUGGUCCGUUUGAUCAGGAAUUCGAGAGGACAAGAACAUCGAAUUAGUUGCUUUUAUUCAGGUUUGGAUUUUAACUGGUUAAUAAGAUGGAUGAAAACAAUGGAGUCUCAACCUCACUCCCACCAUUCCUCACCAAAACAUAUGAAAUGGUAGAUGAUUCCUCCUCUGACUCAAUCAUAUCUUGGAGCGACCACAACAAAAGCUUCAUCGUCAAGAGCCCCGCCGAGUUUUCGAAAGACCUUCUUCCAAGAUUCUUCAAACACAAGAACUUCUCCAGCUUCAUCCGCCAGCUCAACACAUAUGGUUUCAGAAAAGUCGAUCCGGAGAAAUGGGAGUUCGCAAACGAAGAUUUCGUUAGAGGCCAGCCUUACCUAAUGAAGAACAUCCACAGGCGAAAACCGGUUCACAGCCACUCGUUACAGAACCUACAAGCGCAGAGUCCUUUGUCUGAAUCAGAGAGACAGAGCAUGAAGGAUCAGAUCGAGAGGCUGAAGAGGGAGAAAGAAGUCCUUCUCGCGGAUUUACAGAACCAAGAGCUUGAGCGUAAAGGGUUCGAGCUGCAAGUAACAGCGUUGAAAGACCGGUUACAGCACAUGGAGCAGCGUCAGAGAUCGAUAGUGACAUUCGUUUCACAGGUUUUGGAAAAGCCAGGGCUUUCUCUGAACCUAGAAACCCACGAGAGAAGGAAAAGAAAGCUGCAAGAGACAGAGACUUCUCUUCCUCCGAGCCGGUCACACGCAGCGCAGGUGGAGAAGUUGGAGUCUUCCUUAACGUUCUUGGAGAAUCUUGUCACGGAAUCUUGCGACAAGGGUAUGGAUAUUGAUGUGAACGAGUCAACUAGCUGCGCGGAGAGUCUAAGUAAUGGAGAUAACAGAGCCAAGUCAACAAAGAUUGAUAUGAACGCAGAGCCUGUUACCAUAGCUGUUGCUGCUCCAAAGACAGGGGUUAACGAUGUGUUCUGGGAGCAGUGUUUGACAGAGAAUCCGGGAUCGAUUGAACAGCAGGAAGUUCAGUCAGAGAGAAGAGAUGUUGAUGCAAAUAAGAUUGGAGAUGGAAGGACGUUUUGGUGGAAUGCUAAGAAUGUAAAUGAUAUUGCAGAGAGAGCUUGAUAUUUAAGCUCUUUUGUAAAAUAGAUUUUUUUUUAUUACUACUUCUGAGAUCACUGUCUUGUGGUUCAUUGUUUAUUCUGUUUCUGUACGCUAUUGUUUUGGGGGAAGAGUAAUAUAGAUGCAUAUUGGCUCUGGAUUGA